Messenger RNA from Miscanthus lutarioriparius, 705 nucleotides. NCBI's taxonomy places the organism in Eukaryota, Viridiplantae, Streptophyta, Magnoliopsida, Poales, Poaceae. The record is from the annotation of a GenBank genome assembly.
AUGGACCGCGUCCAGCUCGUGCUCCUGGGCCUCCCCAUCCUCCUCUUCUGCUCCGACGUCGUCACCCUCUUCGCGCCUCUUCCGCCGGCGGCCCCCGAGCCCGACAAGGCUCUCCACGCUUUUCAGCCCGGCGACGCCUCCGCCGCCGACGCUUCCGCACACGUGGAGCCGCAGGUGGAUGGACCUGGCUCCGGCACCACCGUCGACUUGAAGUUUUGCGCCUCAUUCUCGUACAGGGGGACUGCAAUGACCAUGAAACGGGUGCUGGAAACCUCAUUUCCUGGGAUUCAUGUUGUCUUGGAAAAUUAUCCUCCACCGUUCCCCAAACGUGCACUCGGUAAAGCUGUACCCCUUCUUCAGUUUGGAGCGAUGGCAACAUUAAUGGCUGGUGAUCAGAUCUUCCCUAGAUUUGGAAUGGUUCCACCUCCUUGGUACUACUCACUUCGUGCUAAUAGAUUUGGGACCAUGGCAUCAAUCUGGCUGUUUGGCAAUUUCGCCCAUUCAUUUCUACAGAGUUCUGGUGCCUUUGAAGUUUAUUGCAACGGGCAACUGGUUUUCUCCAAACUGUCUGAGCAGAGGUUUCCUAGUGAGCUUGAGCUACAGGAGCUCAUUGGCAACAGGAUACCGGAUUCUCCGAUUCUGGAAAAUCUGGAAAAAGAUCUGGUGUUAGAUGAUGCUGAUUCUGAUGAUGCCAUGAGAGACUAG